AUGUCCGCUCCGACCGGAGGUCCCGGUGGCCAGCUGCCGCCGGGCGUAAACCCCAAGAUUAUCUUUGCAGACUUGCCCAAGAUACCGGCCCUCGCCACGUCACACGGCACCAUCAUGGGCCUCGUGUUCGUGGUGAUCCUCCCUCUCGGCUCCUUUCUGAUCCGGGCAUCCAAUUCCAAGAAGUCUGUAUGGGCGCACGUCGCGUUCCAGCUGGUGGGCUGGAUCCUGAUGUUUGGCGGUUUGGCCACCGGAAUCAAGAUGGCCAAAAUCCUGGAUAGGCUCCAUAACAACGCCCAUACGAUAUUGGGAACCGUCGUCAUCGCCGCUCUCAUCCUGCAGCCCAUCUUUGGCUUCCUCCAUCACCGCCGAUUCAAGGCUACCCAGCAGCGCACCAUCUGGUCCCACAUCCACGUCUGGUACGGCCGCGUGCUGAUCUUGUUGGGCAUCGUGAAUGGAGGACUCGGCUUGCACCUGUCGAGGGGGACGCCCGCCUAUAGCAAAGCCGGUACCAUUGCGUAUUCUGUCCUGGCAGGCGUUGUUGGCCUUGCGCUCGUGGGGUUGAUGGUUUGGGUAGAGCGUUCGCGCAGACGUACGCUGGUUGAGAAUGGCGGCGAAAAGGCUGCAGUUCCUGCCACGGCGCAAGCGUAA
Messenger RNA from Parascedosporium putredinis, 648 nucleotides. The record is from the annotation of a GenBank genome assembly. Lineage: Eukaryota; Fungi; Ascomycota; Sordariomycetes; Microascales; Microascaceae.